UUAAUUUUAUUGAAUAAUUUAAUUGCUAUAUCUGCCUUAUUUAGUAGUAUUCAAGUGGAUUUAAGAUUUCUUAGUGUAGAUUUAGCAUGAUAUAUCUUCCCUAACUGCUAAAUUAUAAAAAGAUUAGUUACUCUGUGGCAGCGGAUCAAUGUUGUUAAAAAUAUAUAAAUGUUAAAUCUUUUCAACUCCAAUUCAAGAGGGUUAAUGUUUUUAUGUAUUCAUAAGUCUGUGAGUUUGUGUCUAUGUGAGUUUUUUGUGAUGGCCUAUUUUUUAGGUAUACCAUGUCUGUUGUAUGGCUUGGCAGCUAUAAUUUUAAUUCAUCACUCCGAGAUUGUCUACACUAGUAAGGGCCAGGUUACAAUAUAUUUUUUGUUGGAAGAACACAAAGGAUCAUUACACUAAUGUAUGUGUGUGUGGAAAUAAUACAAUU
Papilio xuthus (Asian swallowtail) is the source of this 430-nucleotide messenger RNA. RefSeq lists its product as uncharacterized. The transcript has 2 exons. Bases 169 to 402 code for a protein of 77 amino acids. Lineage: Eukaryota; Metazoa; Arthropoda; Insecta; Lepidoptera; Papilionidae. The record is from RefSeq and is a predicted model, not a curated record.